This is a messenger RNA of Exaiptasia diaphana, 725 nucleotides long. RefSeq lists its product as uncharacterized. The record is from RefSeq and is a predicted model, not a curated record. The transcript has 3 exons. Bases 83 to 625 code for a protein of 180 amino acids. Lineage: Eukaryota; Metazoa; Cnidaria; Anthozoa; Actiniaria; Aiptasiidae.
GACGAAGAACGCCACCAAUGUAAACAAGAAAAGGACAAAAAAAUAUACACAAAUAGUACAAAAGUCGAGAAAAAAAUAUAAAAUGGAAGAGGAAGAUUCGAAAAAACUUGAUGAACCAGCAUCGUCCUCUCAGAAAAAUAUGGAUAACACACUACCAAAUACAUCGAAUCCAGCGGUUUUCGGGCACCACUAUUACAAUCCACAGUGGGUGAUGUACGAUAAACAAACACCAGCACUUUUAUACAACAACGCUGUGCAUUUUACGGUAUCUUUUGACGGAACGCAUUACUUCCACGAACAAUAUCAAGGUCAAUUCUGUGCACCACCUGAGGCGACAAUGGUUGUUAGUCAACAAGAGGAAGCACAAAGCAAGUCAACUCGUGCAGAGGGGAAUCGAUAUAAAAACGAAAACCAUGAGAGUUUUAGCAUGUGGGAUCAACCGCAGGUACUGCUAAAUCCGUAUCUUAACCCAUGGCAAAGGAAUAGCACAAAACCACCCAGGAGACCUCGCAAACCGCAUCACAAACACAAAAAAGAUUCUCGACCAAAAAAGGACGUUCGUAACACAAUGGUUCCAUUGUUCCCGGAAAUCUUUGAUUUAGGUCGGGAUAGUUUACGAUGGUAGACUGGUAUUCACAUUAAAAUGCAUAGAUUAAGAGAAUUCACAGAUGACUUUAAAAAUGUGAUAAGACGAAUAAAGAACUUUCUCUUUUAUGAGAGUUGAA